AUGAGCUAAUUCGAAACAAAUUCUUAAGCUCAAAUUUCAAAUCAAGAAAGGAGCAAACCAAGUUCUAAUCGAUAAUUAGGAACUUCUAAUUUAUAAAAUGGAUAAAAUGUUAAAAACAUAGAUAACAAUGAGUAUUCCAUUUAUGAUUAAACUUUAGGUUUGUUCCAAGAAGAUCUUCGCAAACAAAUAAGUAAGCAAUUUAUACCAUCUAGUUAUGGUUAUUCUUAAAACAUUCCUUAAGUUUAACAAUAUCCACAAUUCAAUUACCCUUUAAUUGGGUAAUAAACAAUGAAAGAAUAAGAAAACGAAGAAUAGAUUCAAAGAUUAACGAAAGAUAAUGAAACAUUGAGAUAUUAGUGGAGAACCUUAGAGUAAGAUAACUAAAAGUUGAAAAACGAUAAUCUUCAAUUAAGUAAUAGGGAUAAGAUUAAUAAUACGGAAAUAUAAGGAUUAUAGUAUGAUAUAUAUAAAUAUUCUAGGGAUCAAAUGUUUCAGUUAAAAAAUGAAAAUAAGAGAUUAAUGAAUACAAUUUAGGAUGAUCAAUAUCAGCUUUUAGAUUUAUAAAAAUUAAAAAAGCAAGUGGAACUAAAUAAAGGACUUGAAAUUUAGAUCUCUGAUUUAGAGUAGCAGCUUGCAAUGGCUAAUAAACAGGUUUAAGAACAAAAAAGAUAAAAUUCAUUUCAGGAUAGUGAGAUUUAGACACAAAAAGAUACUAUUGAGAAAUUCAAGGCCCAGCUUAAAGAGUUAACAUAAAAUAACGAUGCACAAAGUUAAAAAAACGAUUCGCUCUUAAACGAUAAUCGAAAGAUGAAAUAAGCAUUAGAUAUGAUCAAUAAAGAAUUUACAAACCAAUAAGAAUAAAAUUAAGUGUUAAUUUAAAAAAUCAAUCAGCUAAAUUAGGGAUCCAAGGAUUAGAUAAAUAAUCUAUAGAAAAAUAUCUAAAACCUCAAUUUUUAGAAUGAUCAAUUAAAAAAUUAAAUCCUCCAGCUUCAAUAAAAAGAAAAAGAGCUACAAAAUGCAUAGAAUAUAGAUGCAAUAAUAAAUUUCAGACUGUAAUUUUUGAUAUAAAUUUUAGAAUAAAGACAGAUUGACCAGUAUGUAAUGACUAUAUAAACAGGAAAGAAUGAGUAUCAAAAGUUAGCUCUCAAAAGUUAAUCAUAAGAAUAGGAUAUGUGGAAGAUGAAAGAAUAAGUUAAUCAAUUAAAUACAUAAAACCAAAUGUUACAAAAUAAAUGUUAUCAGCUUGAAAGAUCGAUUGAAGAUAGUUUAUCUAAAUCACAAAUAUAAUCUGCAGAUUUAAAAGGAACCCUUGAUAGAUGGAAAAACUAUGGAUUAUCAUUAGAAUAAGAAAUAAAGAAAAGAGAAGUUGCAUUACUUCAAUUAGAAAAUGAAUAUGUGCAUCUGCAAAGCCAAUUAAAAGGUGCUUAAGAAAAUGAAGUCUAAUUCAGAAAUGAGAGAGCAAUAACAUUAUAGAAAAUGAAAGAAAUGCAUGAUGAUCUGUUACUGUAUGAAAAGAAAUGUAAUUAAUUAGAAAGAGAUUUAUAAUAAUAGUAGGAGUAAAACAACAUUGCCGUACAAAAUCAAGGAAGGUUAGAACAAGAGAAGCAGCAAUUAAAUUAAGAAGUGAAAAAUUUAAUGGAUGAAUUGCAUAGGACAUAAAAUUAAAAUGAUUUGAAAUAAAGGGAAUUUGAUGCAAUUUAAAUGAAAUAUGAUUCUGAAAACAAUGCCAAAGAUAGAGAAGUUUAAAACUUGCAUUUAUAAAACAGUAUGCUUUAAGAAAAAAAUAAUUAAUUAGAAAAUGAUUUAGCAAGGGAAAAGGAACAAUUAUUUUAGAUGGAAUCUAGAAUCAGGAGUUUAGAGGCUGAAAUCCAAAAUCUUCAGUUUAAACAAACCUUAAAAUAAUAAUAUUCGUGGAACUAAGAAGUACCAAAUAAUCAGAGCAAUUAGAUAGAAUAAACAGAAAAUAGCCAAAUUUAUUCUGGAAUGGGUGGACCUUAUUCGAUUCAUGGAGGAUUUUAGAACUUCUAAUAAAACAAUAUUGGAGUACAUAAUUCUUAAAAACCAAAACCUAUGGAAGUGUAAAAUGCUCCUUUUUAAAUUAAUGAAUUUCCAGAUCAUAGGCGUACAAGCUCUUAGUAGCUUAUCAAAAGCAAAAAUUAUGAUUUAAGAUUCUAACAACAAUAAAAAAAUCAAUAUCAUUGA
Molecule: messenger RNA, 2202 nt
Organism: Paramecium tetraurelia
Lineage: Eukaryota; Ciliophora; Oligohymenophorea; Peniculida; Parameciidae
Exons: 6
Source: RefSeq, a predicted model, not a curated record